CUUAUUCUGAGUGUCGACGGCGCACGAACAACCUUUCUACUGGUAUUCCAUCAUGAGCCUGCCCGCCAUUGAACUCGCCGAGCGGUCUGCGUGGACGGCGCUGCAUGCCCUCCUGCUCGAAUACCCCUCCAGCGCCGAAGAGUGCGACGACUACGGGAUGCUGCCGCUUCACUGGUCAUGCACGGACCCGUCUGUCACGGCCGCGGUCGUCCAGACGCUCCUAGAUUUGCAUCCAACCGGAGCUCAAACCAAGAACACAGCGGGCCUGUUGCCACUCCACAUCGCCGUGAAAGCCGAGAUCGACGUUCCUAUCGUCGACAUGAUCCUUCAGGCAUACCCAGCGGCCUUGAACGUGCGCACUCCCCACGGCGACACGCCCGGCGACCUCGCGCGCAAACUGGCGAGUUCGCCCGAGCUCUGCGACGUCCUCCACAUCAACUACGACGCCCCGUGCCGCAUCUCAAUGGAGUCUGUCGUGUCCAAAUCUCGCUCGAGCAGUUGCAGCUUUGGCGAGUCCCAAUAUGGAGGCAGCACGAUGUCCAACGUGCACUUGCCUCCCCGGUGGCAGCACGAGAAAGCAUGCCAUGUGUGCCAAGCCAAGUUCGGUCCGUUUCGGUCCCGCCAUCAUUGCCGCGGCUGCGGCGUAUCCGUGUGCAACGCGCACUCUCGCGGUCGCAUGGCGCUGCCCAACCUCGGCCUGCAGUCGCUGCAGCGUGUGUGCGCGGCGUGCUACGAAGAGUUCAACCCGGACGGACCCGGAGUCGGCUCUCUCACGCUCACGUCGAGCCGAAAUGUCCGCCGCAUUCGAUCGCAGACCGAGGACUUCCUCAAAUCUUCCUCAUCUAGCAGUCGAAGCAUCUUGGCACACAAGGCCGCGUUCUUGCUGCAGCAUCCUAGGCAACCCGAGGCCGACCGCGCAUCCGACGCCACCCGCCCGUCGAGAACGUCGUCCGAGUCGUCGCACGACAUUGACUUGUUGACGGAAUCGAUCCACACGUUGAACCGUACCAAGGCGAUGUUGCAGGAGCAGUUGCUAGCAACGCAUAUCGAAGGCCAGCAACGUUCCCAGCAACAACACACUGAAUAUUGGCCGCAGGCCCAGCAUGCCUCUGGCACCGUAGUGGACGUUGCGCAAACCCAACAUUUGCUUGGGGUAGCGCUGGCCGAUAAAGGAAGCACGGCGGCAGCGAUAGACGCGCUGCGCAAGAGUUUGGCGAACCAGCCCACGGCCGGGGCCUGGUAUGAUUUGGGGAGGUUGCUACAUGCGAUAGAGAACGAAGACGCUGCCGAAGAUGCGUUGAGAAAGGCGUUGGCGAUGAGUUUGGACGAGUCGAAGCAAAAGAUAUUGACAAUGCUUGGCAAGGUCCUGUACGCAAAAGGUGACUCGAGCGCGGCGCUAGAUGUGUUUCAGCAAGCCCUGGGGGACUUUUCCCAUGCGGCGGACGAAAGCAGCGACGAGGAGGCCGUGGGAUCUGCGACAGCGGAAUUCUAAUUCCCUUUCCCAACCCCCCCUUUCUUUGACUUUGCAUCUGUACUGUAUCGCAUAUACUAGUACACCGGAUGAUGGUUUCACCGUGCAACGCUGCACCUUGCAAUGUGAAUUCAUCAACACAUAAAAGUUAAGCUAG
Molecule: messenger RNA, 1628 nt
Organism: Aphanomyces astaci
Lineage: Eukaryota; Oomycota; Saprolegniomycetes; Saprolegniales; Verrucalvaceae
Exons: 6
Coding region: 53-1492 (479 amino acids)
Biological process (GO): protein transport to vacuole involved in ubiquitin-dependent protein catabolic process via the multivesicular body sorting pathway; protein targeting to vacuole
Cellular component (GO): ESCRT-0 complex
Molecular function (GO): metal ion binding; phosphatidylinositol-3-phosphate binding; ubiquitin binding
Source: RefSeq, a predicted model, not a curated record